This is a messenger RNA of Melanotaenia boesemani (Boeseman's rainbowfish), 2262 nucleotides long. RefSeq names its product solute carrier family 16 member 5a (gene slc16a5a). Bases 261 to 1880 code for a protein of 539 amino acids. The transcript has 5 exons. The record is from RefSeq and is a predicted model, not a curated record. Gene Ontology annotation, molecular function: monocarboxylic acid transmembrane transporter activity. Gene Ontology annotation, biological process: monocarboxylic acid transport; transmembrane transport. Lineage: Eukaryota; Metazoa; Chordata; Actinopteri; Atheriniformes; Melanotaeniidae.
AAUCUCCGCCCACGGUGGACGCUGGUGAUCCGUGACGAGCAAACCUCCGCAAGGCCGUUGCCGCUCCGGCAGUCAUCGAGAAGCGACCGCGCCUGUGUGGCCGUGGGGGGCUGUUAACCAGACCAGGGCUGGGCGACCACGAUCGGCUCCAAACAGGUCUCCGCAAUAAGACUGAAGCUGUGGAGUGACAUGGGCAGCAAAAGUGAUUACACACCCUGUAGAUCUGACACAAGAUCCUUGCUGGAGCUGCCAAACAGAAAAUGACUCAGAGAAAUGGGAGCAGGGGCUCGAGCGAUUGCGACAUCCACUCUGAGGCCUCCAAGGCUUUUGAGCUGGCCAACAGUGUGGAGUGCGAGGAGGUGCAGCGGGCCAACGACUGCGAGUUCUUUGAGGAGACUGGACCGGAGGUUGAAAGAAGAAACCAUGGGACUAGAACGGUCACAGCUCCAGAUGGCGGCUGGGGCUGGGUGGUGCUGGUUGCCACCAUCCUGGUCCUGGCUUUGACCCUGGGAUUUCCUUCCUGUGUGGGAAUCUUUUACACAGACUUGCAGAAUGAAUUUCAAGCCUCCAACAGUGAAACGUCCUGGGUGCCCUCCAUCAUGACGUCAGUGCUUCACGCAGGAGGUCCCUUUUGUAGCGUGCUGGUGGAGAGGUUUGGCUGCCGAGAGACGGUCAUGUUGGGCGGGGUCCUGAGUGGGCUGGGGAUGGCUGCCAGCUCAUUUACCCACUCAAUCUCUGAACUUUACAUCACUGCUGGAGUCAUUACAGGACUUGGUUUCUGCUUCAGCUUUCAGCCAGCUGUGACCAUCAUGGGACACUACUUUGUGCGUCGUCGAGCGUUUGCCAACGCCAUGUCGUCCACCGGCACGGCCCUGGGACUGUGCACUCUGCCUUUCCUGGGAAACUACCUCCACACAGAGUUCGGCUGGAGGGGAAGCUUUCUCAUUCUGGGGGCUGUCCUGCUGAACUGCUGCGUGUGCGGAGCUGUGAUGAGGCCCCUCCAGCCCAACAAGCACCGCGGCCAACCGCUGAUGAACCAUGGGCCUCCUCCUACAGACCAGAAAAAUGAGAGGAAGGAAAGAGGCUGGUUGAGGACAAUGUGGAGCUGCCUGUUGGCCUCCUUGAGCAAACACAUGGCCUUCGAUCAGUUCUGCAACAACCCGCGUUACUGCGUGUACGCCAUAGGCAUCACCUGGAUGAUGCUUGGGUUCGUGGUGCCUUUGGUGUACCUGGUUCCUUAUGCCACUGCGCACAACAUGGAGCCAGCCCAGGCUGCGUUCCUCCUCUCCAUCCUGGGGAUUGUCAACAUUGUGGUGCGGCCACCAGUUGGCAUCAUCUUCAACAUGCCCUGGUUUACAGGGCGACAUAUUUAUGUAUUUGCCUCAGCUUUGCUGGUCAACGGGCUCAGUAACAGUAUCUGCUGCAUCGGGCCCAGCUUCUCUGUACUGCUGGCUUACGUGAUCAUGUACGGGCUUUCCAUGAGUGUCGUGGGCUCCCUGAUGUUUACUGUCCUCAUGGAUAUAGUAGAGAUGAGCCGCUUUCCCUCUGCUCUGGGCCUGCUUGCUGUCUUUGAGAGCAUCACGCUUCUGAUUGGACCUCCACUGGCAGGAAUCCUUGUGGACAACACGAAACAGUAUUUCUUCGUCUUUUUUGCCUCCAGCGCCGUCGUUGCCUCAUCUGCCGUGUUCCUUAUCGUGUCUUUCUGCUGGCUGGAUAAAAAGGAGAGGAAGGCAUCAAAGCGGGGUCAGCCCCCUGCUCAGCCCGACCCGGUGAGGCCGGUGGUCGACCUCUCUCCUGGCUGCCAGUACCGCAGCGUGCCCACGGAGGGAGACAAAGACAAGUCCUCGGCCAACGGGGCAGAGCACAUCACCAGCGUCUAAACCAGCUCACACCGUUUAUCACUGUCAACAAACGCCACACUCUGGCUCUCACAGUUUUACAAGUUAAUGGUGAUAUUUGGGGCAGCUUUACACUGUUUGACUAAGUUACCAAAAUGAACAGAUGUGCACUAACAACAACAUGAUUGUACUGUUUAUUGUAAAAUGCUGCUGAUCUUAUUCACCUGAUCACAUAAUCUGUCACAAAUGAUGUACAGUAUAUCAUUUAAUCAAGCCAAGAUGUUUGUGAAAGAAAUAACUUAUAAUCAAUUAUGUUUGCUUAAAUGUUUCAUUGCUGUGUUUAUCCAUGAUGAGUCUGCAGACAUAAAGUAGAUGCAACCGACCACACUUCAAGUAGGACAUGCACCAGAUUGAGGCCUCUGUU